AGAGAGAGAGAGAGAGAGAGAGAGAGAGGGGUGGAGAUAGCACAGUGGGACUGUGAGGAGGACGAGGAGAGGAGAUAGAAUCCAUUUCUCUUUUCCUCUCUUUGCGUCUUCAUUCAGCCAGUCUUGUCUCCUCAGCAUCUGCUCCAUCUGUCAGACAUCCAAAGACUUCCCUCCUUCUUUUUGAAGUGGUUUUGUACCUUGUGGAGUUAAGAGAAAAACUUUAGGAGAAUAACAAGAAGAAGAGGGGCUGUGAGGAACAACAGCACCAUGGCCUCAUGGUUGAACUGGAAUGAGCCAUAUUACAGGAGUCCCCGCAGAGAUCCAGCUGACGUUGUCACCGACACCCUGAUGCUAGAGUUCAACUGGCAGCUGAAGGAGGCCGAGCGGCAACAGAAAGAGAGGGAGAAUGAGUACCGCCGACUCAAAACAGGGGUGGAUUACAGCUGGCUGGCCAACACACCUCGCUCCUCCUUCAGCAUUAGCACAGGGGAGAAGCUUGGCUUGGAGGACCUCUGCUCCAAGGUGCCCCCACCCUGCUGCGGGCUCGUCAUUCUCAAGUUCAGGGAGGUCUUGCAGGCCAAUGAGCCCGAGGCUCAGGAGGUGUCUGGCCUGUUUCGUUCUGUCCUCUUAGAGGCUCUGGAUAACCUCAAGGAGGAGCAGGAGGCGCAGAGGCUCACCCGCCAGUGGAACAACAAGCGUGCAAUGAGCAUGUCCUUCAUGAACUUCAGGUCCCGCAUCAAGAUCAACCCGUUUGGCAGCACAGUAGGCCUGACCACCGCCGUGUCCGAUGGAGCCGGGCUGAGCGACCUAAAAACCGUGUCAGAGGACGUGGAGAGAGGGAUGGAGCGAGAGGAGAGGGCGCAGAGGGUGUGGAGCAUGCCAGACUUCAGAUAUAAAGGUGCCAGCACCAGUAAGGUUGUCUGAUGCGGGUGUUCACAGACAGUGAUGGUGGACGUUUCAGUGGGACAGAUGCUGAUCUCCAGGAACACCUGUUGCGGUGGCUUGUGUCCGCUUUGCAGCAGGCGAGGCAGGAUGAAUCCUGUAAUCUUCCACCUGUUUCAGUAUGAGACCAAUCAGCAUUUCAUUCACUCACUGUUUAAACUUUGCACCAGAAAGAGCAAUAUCAGGUGUUUUUUCUCAGAAUAACUGUAACUUGAAUUCUUUUGUAACCUGUUCCUACUUGAUAAGAGAUUAUAACCUCCAGCAGUGAUGUGUCUUGUAUUCUGUAGACACUGAUAUCUACGCAAUGAGGGCUAUUUAUUGCAGCCUUGUAGGUGUUUGUGUAAUCUAUAUGCUUCUUGAGUCCUACAAUCAAAUAUAGGAAUUGAUGCUUUUAUGUUACACGGGGAGACUGCUGCAGAGGUUGAUGAUCUCAAAAGACUGAAUGUGUCACAAGAGAUCUAUGUAUAAAUGUUACACAUGUAGUCCUGAGGUGAUUUAUUGAAAGAAGUCUACGGUCACAUUGACAUCUUCCAGAGGGUGAGUCAUACUGUCUCUCCACAGACUGCACUUUGUUUUCUCCUAUUGGCACACAAGAGACAGCACAAGAAUUCAUCAUCCAACAAUGUCAGGAAACUGAAAGCUUUCCUCCUUUUGCAGGAAGACAUCUGAAGAGAAACCAAGCAAGCAAACAAACACUCCAUCAUCAAAUUCAAGGUUCAACAGUACACAUGUUUACUCCAUCAUCCAUAUAAAGCCAUCAGCUUGUUUCAUACAGGAGGACAAACAAUUUGUAUCACAAAAUGAUAAAAAUGACUAAUAUUUAAACAAUAUUCUUAACAGAUUUUAGAUCAGACAAAUGUCAGAAUAGAUUUUACAGUUUCCAUCCAACAAGAUGUUGAUGUGAUUCUCAUAUUUACAACAAAAAGUACGGAUAAAAAGCUAUGAUAUCAGUACACAAUAAAAACACUGAGGUUCCCAUAGCUAACAUGUACAAUGGAAAAGUAAUGUUCAGUUAUCCACAAAAAUAAAUGUCUGGGCAGUCCUAAUCAAGCGAGGUUGACAAAAAAAAACAACAGACCAGCAGGUAGAAAAGACUGAGUUAGGUGAUUGUGAGUGAAUAUCAGCCGGGGAUUGUAACCUACAAGUUGGCUGGGUUUGUGUAGGUGGAAAUAAGUGAGCUUUACAAGCCUCUCUAGUACAUAUCUCAUAUUGAAGCUUAAUGCUACAAUAGCUGCUUGCUACUAGCAUAACACACCCAAGUCUUGGCUUCAGCAUACACCUAAUGAUCGGCAUCCAAAGACAUUAAUGAAAGCAGUAAGACUGAAUAGAAAUGUAUGGCGUAAAGUCAUUGUGAUUGGACCGUUAUCUGAUUGUAUCCAUUUGUCUGAAACUGUAUUUUGAUUUUACGUGGGUGUAAAUGCACACCAAACAACAUGCAGGGAUCUGUGUCUACAUCAUCACUCUGCUCUUGAUAACAGGUGGUCCUCUGGAGAGCAGAGAUCAGAUCUCAAAGGAAUAACAAGAGCCCAUCAGGUGCAGACACAGAAGGGGGUUCAUAUUGUGUUCACUGGAAGAGAGUUCAGAUAGACAUCUUAGUUUUGAAGAGGAAUAAAAGGGGCGUCAAAGGACGUCAAAUCCAAUCCCAGGAGAUUGGCAGUUCAACCUGAUCCAAUUUUAAAUACGUUUUCCACUUUCAUCUGAUCUAGUUUGCCCCAGAUAAAUAUUUGGUUGUCACUUUUCAAAAAAAGCUUAUUUUUACAUUUCAAAAGAAAUAAGACUAGGGCGGAAGAAUUGGCCACCUGAGAGGAUGAAAAUUAAUCAUUUCCUCUCCAGUCACUGUUGGAGCUUCUUCGUCUCCGGCUCUGUGCUGCCCUGGUGUCUCAAUGCCAGUCAUAUUAUUACUCAUCGUUUCUUCAGCGAACCCUUCAUUUUGUUCUUCUGCUAAGAUGAGAUGUUGUUUCCUGAGUCUGUUGAUGUGUUCAAGCUUGAAGCACCACAACUCAGUGGCAUCACAGGGUGGAGUUCAAGAAUUCAAGAAGUUCUGCUCGAUUUUUAUCCCGCUGGAGCACAAACAAAAAAAGGGAGGGGGGGCAUGAGUGAGCCAGGGCAUCCAAUCAAUUCAGAAGCGUAUAAAAAAGGUACACUUGGUGCAAAAAGACAAUUAAAAGGUGAAUUACCUGUUUGUCUUUCUUUGACUUCUUUACCUUCAUCUUUAU
This is a messenger RNA of Notolabrus celidotus (New Zealand spotty), 3158 nucleotides long. RefSeq names its product retinal degeneration 3, GUCY2D regulator (gene rd3). Lineage: Eukaryota; Metazoa; Chordata; Actinopteri; Labriformes; Labridae. The coding region runs from base 268 to 924 and encodes 218 amino acids. The record is from RefSeq and is a predicted model, not a curated record. The transcript has 3 exons.